Messenger RNA from Prunus armeniaca (apricot), 234 nucleotides. Lineage: Eukaryota; Viridiplantae; Streptophyta; Magnoliopsida; Rosales; Rosaceae. The record is from the annotation of a GenBank genome assembly.
AUGUGGACGGUAGAGGGACUGGAUGUGCCUUCAGUAAGCACGUUCCUCUUCAGUUGGCGAUGCAGGAUCUGGCCCAAGGAGAGAAAACAGCAGAUGAGACUUAAGGCACCAGUUGAAGGUUCUUCGAUGCUAAAUUUCGAUGUGGGACUCAUGGGAGUGCCUUUUGAGGCUGACACGCGUCCCAGCAAAUAUCCUAGCGAUGAACCCGAGAACAUCCUACAAGAUGCCUUCUAA